This is a messenger RNA of Nannizzia gypsea CBS 118893, 1446 nucleotides long. Its product is annotated as SKT5. NCBI's taxonomy places the organism in Eukaryota, Fungi, Ascomycota, Eurotiomycetes, Onygenales, Arthrodermataceae. Gene Ontology annotation, molecular function: protein binding. The transcript has 3 exons. The record is from RefSeq and is a predicted model, not a curated record. Bases 1 to 1446 code for a protein of 481 amino acids.
AUGGGCAGCCAGGGUCCCGUCUCGCCGCCGCUGCCAGUCUACCUGCGCUCGGUGCCUGCGAGAAAGGAGCACCCGGUUCUUCCGCCUGUCGACAACCGCGCUGUCAUGCACGGAGGGCCCGUCUCGCCCGUGAGGAUAGACGCAGCGGCGCCGCAGCCGCAGCCCUCGAGCGCAGAGAUGGGCCAUCAUCUCCACGACGGCAGCAGCAUUCUACAGCCCGGCAGCGGACAGGACAGCCCCGACGCGCAGUCAGACGCCCGGCACAGCGAGGAGAGCCCGCGACAGCAUCAUCGAGCCCUACCAGCCGCUCCAAAGACCAACGACUCCGGCGCCCAGUACGAGUUUGCCGUCUUCAUGAUCCACGCAGCCCAAGAUAUCGACCUGGACGACAACAACAACGACAACACCAAUAACAACAGCAGCAACAACAGUAGCAACGAAAAGGUAGGGAAGAGUGAAACUUCAAAAGCAGAGCUCCUCCGGGAAGCAAAGGGCAUCCUGCAGCGUCUGGCGGACAGAAGCUACCCUUACGCCCAGUACUACCUCGGCGACGGGCUGGCAUCCGGCCUCUUCAACAAGGGCAAACCAGACCACGACAAGGCCUUCCAACUUUUCGUCGCCGCAAGCAAACAUGGCCACGCCGAAGCCGGAUACCGCGCUGCCCUCUGCUACGAGUUCGGCUGGGGCACAAAGCAGGACGGCGCCAAGGCAGUCCAGUUCUACCGCCAGGCUGCCUCUAAAAACCACCCGGGCGCCAUGGCAAGGCUCGGAAGGGCAUGUUUGGCUGGAGACAUGGGGCUGGUCAAGAGAUAUCGCGAGGGCAUCACCUGGCUCAAGCGAGCUGCUGAGUCGGCGGACGUCCAGUACAAUGCUGCUCCCUACGAGCUCGGACUGCUGCAUGAGGUCGGAUACGGAGACGAUGUCUUCCAGGACGAAUCCUACGCCGCUCAGCUCUUCACCAAGAGCGCGGAACUCGGCCAUGCAGAGGCCAGCUACCGUAUGGGCGAUGCCUACGAGCAUGGAAAGCUCAACUGUCCUCGAGACCCGGCAUUGAGUGUCCAUUUCUACACCGGAGCUGCGCAGCUCGGACACCCCAUGGCCAUGAUGGCCCUGUGUGCGUGGUUCAUGGUCGGCGCUGAACCCAUCCUCGAAAAGGACGAGAACGAGUCGUAUGAAUGGGCCAGACGGGCUGCUGAGUGUGGCCUCGCCAAAGCUGAAUACGCAGUUGGCUACUUCACCGAGAUGGGCAUCGGAUGCCGUCGUGACCCCCUCGAAGCCAACGUAUGGUACGUCCGCGCCGCCGACCACGGUGACGAGAGGGCAAAGCACCGUAUAGCUGCCAUCAGAGCUGCUGCUUCAGGCGCAGACCCUUCCUCUGCCGCCUCCCGUCGUCUCACGAAAAAUGGUACACUCUCCCCUUUUCUUCCUAUUCAAUGCAUAUACUAA